This is a messenger RNA of Lycium barbarum (goji berry), 1173 nucleotides long. RefSeq names its product endochitinase 1. Bases 40 to 1029 code for a protein of 329 amino acids. The record is from RefSeq and is a predicted model, not a curated record. Gene Ontology annotation, biological process: cell wall macromolecule catabolic process; chitin catabolic process; carbohydrate metabolic process. Lineage: Eukaryota; Viridiplantae; Streptophyta; Magnoliopsida; Solanales; Solanaceae. Gene Ontology annotation, molecular function: chitinase activity; chitin binding. The transcript has 3 exons.
UGCCACUUGUUUCCCAUCACAUUUUACCACAAAAUCAAAAUGAGGCUUUGUGAAUUCACUACUCUCUCCUUACUAUUUUCUCUUCUUUUGCUUUCUGCCUCGGCAGAACAAUGUGGUUCACAGGCCGGAGGUGCACGUUGUGCCUCGGGACUCUGUUGCAGCAAAUUUGGUUGGUGUGGUGACACCGAUGCCUACUGUAGUCCGGGGAAUUGCCAGAGUCAGUGUCGUUCUGGCCCCUCCCCGAGACCACCUACCCCUGGCCCCAGUGGGGACCUCGGCAGGAUCAUCUCAAAUUCCAUGUUUGAUCAAAUGCUUAAGCAUCGCAACGAAAAUGCGUGCCAAGGAAAGAAUAAUUUCUACAGUUACAAUGCCUUCAUUAGUGCUGCCAGGUCUUUUCCUGGCUUUGGCACCACUGGUGAUACCACUGCCCGUAAAAGGGAAAUCGCUGCUUUCUUUGCCCAAACCUCUCAUGAAACUACUGGAGGAUGGCCUUCGGCACCUGAUGGACCAUACGCGUGGGGUUACUGCUUCCUCAGAGAACAAGGCAGUCCUGGUGACUACUGUACACCAAGUGCACAGUGGCCUUGUGCUCCUGGCAGGAAAUAUUACGGACGAGGCCCCAUUCAAAUUUCACACAACUACAACUAUGGGCCAUGUGGAAGAGCCAUCGGAGUUGACCUCUUAAACAAUCCCGAUUUAGUAGCUACAGACCCAGUCAUCUCAUUCAAAUCUGCCAUCUGGUUCUGGAUGACCCCUCAAUCACCAAAGCCUUCAUGUCACGAUGUCAUCACAGGAAGAUGGAACCCGUCUGGCGCUGACCGAGCAGCCAAUCGCCUCCCUGGAUUUGGUGUCCUCACGAACAUCAUCAAUGGUGGCAUAGAAUGUGGUCAUGGCAGUGACAGUAGGGUCCAGGAUCGCAUUGGGUUUUACAGGAGGUAUUGUGGAAUUCUUGGAGUUAGCCCUGGUGGCAAUCUUGAUUGUGGUAACCAGAGGUCUUUUGGCAACGGACUCUUAGUCGAUACUAUGUAAUUUCAUAAUCUGUUUUGUUGCAUUCUCUUGCAAUGCAGGGCCCAGCUAUAAAUAAAUUUACUUGUGUGCGCUAAUUGUGAUUGUAAUCUGAUGGAACCACGACUUGUAAUCGUUUUUCAUUUUAAUAAACAGAGACUUUGUCAA